Messenger RNA from Megalopta genalis, 3905 nucleotides. RefSeq lists its product as uncharacterized. Gene Ontology annotation, biological process: negative regulation of transcription by RNA polymerase II; neuron differentiation; positive regulation of transcription by RNA polymerase II. Gene Ontology annotation, molecular function: RNA polymerase II cis-regulatory region sequence-specific DNA binding; DNA-binding transcription activator activity, RNA polymerase II-specific. Gene Ontology annotation, cellular component: nucleus. The record is from RefSeq and is a predicted model, not a curated record. NCBI's taxonomy places the organism in Eukaryota, Metazoa, Arthropoda, Insecta, Hymenoptera, Halictidae.
AGUAUAGAGGUAGUCAGUUGAUCGAGAGGGCGAUUUAGUAGCGAGUGAGCGCUCCACGAGCGAGCGUCGUUGCGUCGUUGUGUCGGUGCCGUCGUCGAGCGAUAAUGACAUCUCGUGAUCGACGAGCAAUCGUCGGAUCUUGAGAAUCGUGUGUACGCGAUAGAGAAGGCGCGUGGCCACGCGCACAGACCGCGCGGAUUUCGCCGAGGAUCCAAACCGCCGCGACAGUUCCGUGCUCGCACGCGCAGCGUGUAGGCGCGCAAACGCGAACGCGAACGCGCUUCGGCCUGCAGCCUACUGCGGACGGUCGUAGGUUCUCUCCGCGUUGCUCGUUGGCCCAUUGGCUCUCGUCGGAUCUUUGGUCGUUGGCCCGUUGAUACAGCGACCGCGAGAGCAGCAGUUGGUUCUCCCGUGUUUAUCGCAUCGUCGUCCAAAGCGAGAGGAAGGUUUGCAAGCGCCCCGUCUCGAACGCAAGCGCUUCGUAGCACGCGCAUCGUUCGCUUCUUCUUUGGAUCUCGUCUCACUGCCGUUGUCACUGCCAUUGCCACUGCCGUUUGUCACUGCCUUUGCCACUGACGUUGCCAGCGUUACUACUACCACGCCGCUACCUGCUGUUGCUGCUAUCGCUGGGCUGCUACCGUGUGUUGCUGUUGUCGUUGUCACGGCCUAUGAGUUGUCAUCGUGUUAUCGUCUGUCGCGUUUCAUUCACAGUUUUUUUCGUGCCGCUGUCCAUGCGAGGCAAACAAAGUCGGGGCUCGUUAUUGCGACCGACAAGACCCAGCAUAGAAGAGCGCUUGUACGAGAAAACGAGAAGGAGUCGAGCGAAGAAAUUAUUGUCCCGAGGAAUAACGUGUACGGUCGGAUAGCCCGAGAAAAACGUACGGGAAUAUCGUUCGUUUCGCGGUGGAAUUUCUUCGGAGGGGAAAAAAGAUUUAUUUGCGCGAGAGAGUGGUGACGCCGGAAAACUGAGCAGAACGAGGAAUAUUAUCCCCGGAUUCGCGCGCAAGUGUGUAGUGAAAAAAAGUGAGGUGGUUCCUCGGAGUUGUCGCGAAUAUUAAACGUCGAAAAUGGUACCGCAACAGCAAGAUAGUCCCACCAGUUCUGGGAUACCUAUGUUCGGAUCGCUGCUCGUGGAUAAAAAUUCAGCGACACCGUAUUCGGAUGCUACCCAGACGAAAAAGAACAACCCGAACCACAUAAAGAGGCCGAUGAACGCGUUCAUGGUCUGGUCGCAGAUCGAGCGAAGAAAAAUCUGCGAGAUCCAGCCGGACAUGCACAACGCGGAGAUCAGCAAGCGUCUCGGCAGGCGAUGGAAAACGCUGGACGAGGCGGAGAGGCGACCGUUCAUUGAGGAGGCCGAGAGGCUGAGGCAGCUGCACAUGAUGGAAUACCCGGAUUACAAGUAUCGGCCGCGAAAGAAAACCUCGAAGCCGACCGCCUCGGCGAGCAGCCCGAAGAGCAAGGAGGGGGGAAAGAAGUCGAGGAAAUCGUCGUCGACGAUCUCGGGCGGCGGCGGCGGCAGCGUCGUCCCGUCGAGCCUGGGCUUGUCCGCCGCGACGAAAGGACUGGGACAGACGCGGAACGACACCAACAACAACAUGCAAACGACGAGCAGCGGUGGCGGUAGUACCGGUGGCACAGGCGGCACCGGCGGCGGCGGCGGCAUGCUGGUCGGCGCGACGGUCAAGAGAUUGCAACCGCAAUCGAAUGGUAGCAAGCCAGUUUCUCGAUUGAAGGUCAGAUUGGCGCUGGACAAGCGACCUCCGCUCGACUACACUCCUACCCCUCCGAUCGUCACCGCCAAGAUACCGAGCAGUCCUUCCUGCGUCGCGCCCGAUUCCCCGGAGUCCGCCAGCUUCUACGAAGACAAUUUCCUCGAUUGCGGCCCGUCGGUGCGACUGGCCUCCAGCGUCGCUUCCAGCGUCGCCCCCGCCUCCGCCUCCUCCUCCUCCUCCUCCGCCGUCGCGUCUACCACCGCCUCCGCUUCCACCUCCGCCAAGAUCGGCGUCGAGAUCAAGCGAGAAGAGAAACUGGAGGUGGAGUACGAGGCGACGUUCGAGCCGAAAGACCGACUUCUUUCGUCGGUCGGUCGCGCGGUGGUCGGCGGCUCGAGCCUGGCCAGCGCCGCGACGAUCGCCUUCCCCCCCUCCGUCGACGAAAUGAGCAGCCUGAUCGCGGAACGGGGCUACCGCGGCCGUACCUCCUGCCAUCAUCAUCAUCAUCUCGGCCGUUCCUCCGGCUUCUUGGUGAAAGAGGAGCCGGCCGAGCUCGAGGCGGACAUGGAAAUGGACAUGGACAUGAAAAUGGAAAUGGACGUGGAAACGGAGCCGGACGCGGACGCGGAAGCGUUGUCGCCGGCCUCGCUCGCCGACUCGGACCACGCGUCCACUUGUUCGCUGUCUGUGCCUGUGUCGUCGGUGCCUGUGUCGUCGGUCCCCGCGUCCUCCCUUCCCGUCGCGAUCUCGGUGGCCACGGCCAAGACUACGGUCCCCGUCGGUCUCGCCUCGAUAUCGAGCUCGAGGACCACCGCCGCGUCCUCGACGCUGACGUCGGCGUCGACGUCGCGCGAGCUGGCCAACGGCCUGCCGACCGACGUCGCCAUCGACGACGGUUGCCCGACCGACGCCGCCAGCCCCGUUGCCGCCACCACCGCCGCCGCCACCCUGAUCAAGCUCGAGGAGUCCCAGAACAAUCCGAGCUUGGCGGACCUGUACUCGUUGACGGACCUGCUGCAAAUACAGCCGUCCGAUUUCAAGCUCGAUCUCGACAUGGAAACGAUCACCACCGAUCUGGACACGUUCGAGACCGCCAGUUCGAGCAGCGGCUCGCAUUUCGAGUUCUCCUGCACGCCCGACGUCACGGACAUGCUGUCGACGAUCGGCGUCGGCAACGACUGGGUCUGCUUCUGAGAAAAAAGGGAGCGCGACGCGCGGCCGCGAACACCUCUUUUUUUGUUGCACGAUCUUUGCAUACCCAAUUUCGAAUUUGGAUCCUCGUGCGUAUCGGCGACGAUCACGCUCGCGUUAAAUAUUCGACGACAGGUUUCUUUUUUACUUGGACCGAGGCCUUAACCACCGUGACGAGGGACGUGUUUAUCGACCGGUUCUGUUUUGGGACACGCCACGAGUCUCUUUGUACAUCUACUGUAGCAUAUUAGGAUUACUAUUUUUUUCUACUCUAUAAUUUAAGCUUACGAUAGAAACCCGUUCAACGAACGAUCGCUGACCACUGAAACACUCGACCACAAUCGUUCUAUCAUGUGAAUAUUCGUAGAUGCAUGUGUUAGUAAUAUAUACGUAUACGUACGCAUAUUACAUAUAAAUUACAUACGAAUGUUAUACGCACGCGCGUGUGUAUAGAGAUAUGUAAAACACUCGUGAAACAGGUAUAUGCAUGCAAACGUAAGCAUUAAUGGGAAAAAGAAAACGAGAAGAAUGAUGGUUCGACCAGGCAGCAUCCAGAGAGUACUCUUUGAAAAUGCCCCGCGACCAGUGCGUAACGGAUCGAACAGCGGACGGCCGAGAGAAACGGAAAUCGGUAACGUAAAAAAUGGUGUGGAAUUUGUGUUCGGUCGUCUCGCAAGUUCGUGCCCGCGAAUGUGUUCUUACGUUUCGUGACAUGCUUCAUUUUCUUGCGGCUGAGGCUCUGGGGACCAUACGGACCCAAAGUAUAUAAAUAUUGUUACUCGAUUAAUUCAGUUUCUGGUAAUUCGGGUACACAUAUUUGCACACGUUUCAUCGUGGUCUAUAGAAAAAUUAAUAUUUCUAGCAGGAGGACCGGAAAAACUUGUUGCCAAAAAAUUGAUAAAUAAAAUUAUAAACGACGCCAUACAUGCUCGGAUGUAUUUUUUUACGAAGAAGGGUUCCGUUCCUCGAGCAUUAAUCGAUAUUUGAGCCGUUUAUUUU